Gasterosteus aculeatus aculeatus (three-spined stickleback) is the source of this 3930-nucleotide messenger RNA. The record is from RefSeq and is a predicted model, not a curated record. Lineage: Eukaryota; Metazoa; Chordata; Actinopteri; Perciformes; Gasterosteidae.
GUCUUGUGCUGCAUUAGGAGGCCGACUGGGCGAAGGCUCGCUCACCACACUAUUUAAAGCUCCAUUGCAGCGGUGGAGAGAACAUCCUGAUUACUCAGCUCAUCCCACAGAUACAACACGUGUCAUUGUGGUCACCCUUCAUGUCUCCACUGAGUGUCAGCUGAGUGAUGAACUUCAGCAGGGAGGUGAACCGACAGACCAGCUGUUAUACAUAUGUGAUAGAGGAAGAGGAUCCAGCCCUGGCGAGACUAAAUGUAUUCGAGCUGGCGGAGAAGGGUGACCUGGCUCUCCUAGAGAACCUGGUCAGGAAGUGCCCAGAGGUCCUGAUUGAGAAAGAUGAAUAUGGGGCUAUUCCCCUUCAUCAUGCCGCCGCAGGGGACCACGUCAACCUCAUCCAAUUCAUCACCACCGUCAUGGAGCCACAGGGUAGGCAUGCCUCCACCAUCGAUCAUAAGUUGCUCUCCACCAAAGACCUGAACAGCUGUGAUGAGCAGGGCAACGUGCCGCUACACUGGGCAGUGGAGAAAAACAAGGCGGGGAGCUGCCGGGCUCUUCUGGACCUCGGGGCCGACCCCAACAUCCUCAACACGGCCCUGCUCUCCCCUCUGCACCUGGCUAUCUGCCUCGGACACAACGACCUGGUGGAGCUGCUGGUGUCCCACACUGCUACGGAUUGCAAUCUUCAGGGAGACCUUGGCAACACCCCAUUGAUACUUGCCUGCUCCCUCAAUAACUUUGAGGCUCUCAACAUAUUGAUAAAGAAUGGCAGAGCUGUGCUCUGCCGACAGAACAGGCUCGGCCAUUUCCCCGUGCACGCGGCUGCCUUCGCAGGCGCAAAGAAUGCCAUGGAAAUGAUCCUGAAGGCCGGAGAGAAGUAUGGCCACCAGGUUGAAGCUCACAUCAACUAUGUAGACAAGUCCAGUUGCAGCCCCCUCCACCUGGCUGUCCGCGGCGGGAACAUCGAGGUCAUCCGCUUCUGCAUCGCAAACGGGGCCAAAGUCGACCAGCAGCAGAAUGACAAAUCCACGCCGCUUCACUUGGCCUGCACCCAGGGGGCUACUGAGGUAGUCAAGCUGAUGUUGUCCUCCUUUCAACAAGUGGAAGAUGUUAUCAACCUAACGGAUGGGGCGUGUCAGACCCCUCUCCACAGGGCUACAAUAUUUGACCACACAGAGCUGGCGGAGUACCUAAUUUCUUUGGGUGCAAAGGUCAACAGCACUGAUUGUAAAGGGAACUCUCCCUUGCUGCUGGCUACGAGCUGUGGAGCAUGGAGAACUGUGGCUCUGCUUCUCUCCAAAGGGGCCGAUGUCAACGUUAAAGACAGAUGUGGCUGUAGCUUCCUUCACCUGGCCCUUCUCCAGCCCAAGGGUCUGAAAAACCUCUCACAAGAAGUCCUACAGCUGGGCAGUGUGACGGCCCUGCUCAGCUGUGAGGAUAACGAGGGCUGCACCCCUCUCCACUACGCCUGCAGACUGGGUAUCCACGACUCGGUGAAGAACAUGCUGGGCCUCUCGGGGCAGGACGGCCUGGCUUGCAAGUCGAAGGACAAGAAGUCUGUGCUGCACUUUGCUGCUCAGUACGGACGCAUCAAUACAUGUCAGCGAUUACUGGAAACCAUCACGGACUCUCGUCUGCUAAAUGAAGGAGACGAGCGGGGCCUCACGCCGCUUCAUUUGGCUUCAAGAGAGGGGCACACCAAGGUGGUACAGCUGCUGCUGCGCAAAGGGGCUCUCUUCCACAGCGAUUACAAGGGCUGGACUUGUCUGCACCACGCUGCAUCUGCAGGAUACACACACACUAUGGACAUUCUCCUGUCAGCCAAUCUCAAGUUACUGGAUAAAGUAGACGAGGACGGGAACACUGCACUCCACAUCGCAGCAAGAGAGGGACAUGUGGCCGCAGUCAAUCUCCUGCUGUCCCGCGGAGCGGAGCUCACUUUGAACAAGAACAACACUUCGUUCCUCCACGAGGCUCUGCAAAAUGAGAGAAAAGAUGUGGUCAAUGCAUUGAUUGACAGUGACAGAUGUACCGAAGCAUUGUUGCUGUUUAAUCCAGACUCUUCCCAGCAAAAUCCCAUCCUAGAAAUGAUUGAAUUACUGCCUGAGACGUAUACGCAUCUAUUGGACUGCUGUGUUAAGGAAUCUGAUGAUGAUCGCAACAGUCCUGACUAUCAUAUUGAAUACAAUUUCAAAUGGCUCCAAGCUCCCCUUGCACUGAGGAAGUUGACCAUGAUCAAGACCAUUCAGCCACUAGCUGCACUCAACGCGAUGGUCCAGUACAACCGCAUUGAACUCCUCAACCACCCUGUCUGCAAAAAGUACCUGGCAAUGAAGUGGUCCGCAUAUGGGAGCACGGCCCAUUUUCUCAACAUGUUCAUGUACCUGUUAGGCCUGCUGCCCCUCACUAACUUGAUAGUGAAUCUGAGGCCUGCUCUGAACACCACUGAUCAUCACGUCACCAUGGUGGAAGUAUCUUUCUUUGAGCAACACAUCUUCUUGUCCUUCUGCAUGGUGAUGGUCUUGGUCAUGAACGUCUACUCCAUAGUGAAGGAAUUGGUGCAGAUCUCACAACAGCGCUGGAAUUACUUCAAGGACUAUUCCAACCAGAGUGACUGGCUUUCUGCAGUCUUUGCUCUUUUGUUCAUAAUCCCCACCAUGCUAAAUGUAGAGGGUUCUUUGCACUGGCAAGCAGGGGCCAUGGCGGUUUUAACCUCCUGGACUGGAUUUCUUCUUUACCUCCAGAGGUUUGAGGGAGUUGGAAUUUAUGUUGUGAUGUUUUGGGAGAUCAUGAAGACCCUGGUUCGUAUCGUGAUGCUCUUCAUUUACCUCGUGUUGGCAUUUAGUUUGGCGUUCUAUGCUCUCAUGCUAGAACAGAGAGAGUUUGACAGCGUACCGCUGUCUGUGAUGCAAACCUUUGUGAUGAUGGUCGGGGAGCUGAACUACCAAAGCAACAUCCUGGGCCCUUAUCAGCAGAACGAACUUCCCUUUGGCGUCCUGACUUACUUCAUUUUUGUGAUGUUUGUUCUGCUCAUGCCGAUCCUGCUGGUGAACCUGAUGAUUGGUCUGGCUGUUGGAGACAUUGCUGAAGUACAAAGAAACGCAGCCUUAAAAAGAAUCGGAAUGCAAAUCGAGCUGCACACCGCUCUGGAAGACAAGCUGCCUUAUUGGUUCAUGAAACGUGUCGAUAAACGCAGCCUUAUCAUCUAUCCGAAUCGUCGCUGCUCCAAGAACUUCAUUAGGCAGUUCUUCACAGGUGAAGACGAUACAAAUGAUGUCUGGAAUCGACUGCAGGCCCAACCACAGAGAUGCACCCUAGUAGAGAACGAGCUCAGAAAGCAGAAAUUUAGGAUGAAGGAGAUGUCAUGCACGAUGGAGAAGCAGCACAACCUCCUGAAGCUCAUCAUCCAGAAGAUGGAGAUCAGCUCGGAGGCCGACGAGUACGAUGGCCCUGUCCACGUCAGAGGCAACACGGCGCCGAAGUUGAGGCAGGCCAAGCCGAGAAGUCAUGCCGCGUCUCGGUGGGUCCCGCUGAUAAAGGCCAUCGAGUCCAAAGGAAACUGAAGCGGAUGGAACAACUAAAUCAUCUCAUUAUAGCAACGAUUAUAUACAAAGUUAUUUAUCACAACAGUUUUAAAAGUAUAGAUAUAAACGGUAAAAUGAUGUUAGUACUUGACUAUUGUAACACUCUAUUGCAUGAAACGCUUUGAAAUGGAGGGGCCUUAACUAUUGUGUGAAUGUGUGUAUUUGACCUACUGAUGAACAAAUGCAUUGAGUCAUUCUGUGGCGUGUGUGUACGUUGCUGCCAUGUGUCUCUUGUGCACAAUAUGUGGCUGCCUUAGAAAUGCCUUAAUGUGUCUUUUUGUUGCGAGGACUAAUUAAACGUUGUUAAGUAAAUCUUCUGACUUUAAAAAUAAAAGAAAAUGCCACGUUA